CUGCUUUGUGCGGCACCCUUUCUAAUUGGUUUCUAACAUUGAACCAGGGACCAGUGCACACCUGGAAAACUAACAGAGUGAAAUUGUAUGUUCUUGAAGAUGGUAGUUCCUGGCAGUGCCCCUGUCAUACAGCAAGAUCAUGCUCUGGAACCUGACCUGGGGCAGGAUUCAACAGAGAAUUCUGCUAUGGGUCCUGACACAGAACCGGGUGCUGAUCAGGUGGGUCCAGAGCUGGAGGAGGUGCGAAAGCUGCAGGAACUAGUGAGGAGACUGGAGAUCCAAAAUCAGCAGUUAAGAACUAGAAGCCGUAGAAGUGUGCUAGGCACAAAUGCUCAGAGCCAGAUUGACAGUGGCGUGGAGAACCAUGAUCCAGGUCUAAAUGGAAUGGAAAUUAAUAAUAGCAUCAACGCUAUCACUGAAAAGCACGAAUUACAAAUAAUGGCAGAUCUACACAGCAAGCUAAACAAAAUAAGAACACAGGAGGAAGAGAGUAAUUGUUUAAAGAAAAAGAUGAUUUCUCAAAUGCAGUACUGCAACAAUACUGCUACUGAAAAAGUGUCUCCUAAUUCAGAACACACAAAUAAUACGGAAAUGCAGUAUGAUGAUGUAAAUGUUAGCUGUCCUUCAAGCAUGGAUAGGAGUAGCAGUAUGGAGCUUGGGGAAGACCUGAUCACAGCAAGUAUUGAUUCAUCAGUUAAACCAAGUGAAGAGAGUCCCAAUGAGAAGAGUGAUGAUCUAGGAGACCUCUUGAAUGAUACUGCUCUGGAUGAAGUGGAAGUGCUAGAACUAGGGAAUUGCAAUGAUGAAGAGGACUGCUGGUUGUAUGCGUCUCCAAGAAAAUCCACUGCAGAUCAGAAAACAGAAUCGCCUCUGAAAUGGUGCCGGCAGGUGUUGGACAACCCCAGUCCUGAAACGGAAGCAGCCUGUCGAACUCUUAUAAAUCGACUUGACCAAGCCAGUAGGUGGAAAAACCUGUAUUGCAGUCCAUUGGCAUCACCAAGUGCACAUAACUUGAAUACAGAGGCAAGCUCCUGUAGCAAUGCAUUAAACUCUCCUGGGCACCUCAAAUCAACUAACAAAGCACUACUAACCUGUGGCAGCUCAGGUUACUUGAGCAUGCAUUCUGCACUGAGUUCUCAGUCCUCUGUGGACAGUGAGCUUAGUACAUCUGAUGACUCUAUCUCUAUGGGCUACAAACUGCAGGACUUGACUGAUGUCCAGGUUAUGGCACGCCUACAGGAAGAAAGUCUCCGCCAGGAUUGUGCUUCUAGCUCUGCUUCAGUGUCUCGUCGUAGUUCCAGUGCCUCCCUUCACUCUCUCAGGAGAGGUACCUACAGCGACCAGGAGUUUGACGCAUACAGUCUGGAGGAUGAGGAUGAUUAUGAUUGUUCCCUGUCCUAUCGUAGUGCUCACAGGUACUCACCUUCUCCUCUCAGCUCCCCCCGAUGUCAGUCCCCUUCUUCAGGAGCAGAUUACAACAGGGCAACUACCUCUCGUAUUCGACCCCCAAGGAGAUCUGUGCAAAGCACCAUGCAAGAUCGACUGAAGUACACAAAUAAUGAAGAGGAGAUGCGUCACAGUAUGCCUAACUUGGCUAGGACAAGCCUUCGCACUCUAGAGUCUGUAAGGAGUAGCCGGAGUUUGGAAUCAGAUCUACAGGUACCCAGCAGCCGACUUUCCAGAAUGCAGCAACCAUCAACAAGUUUGAAUCCCAGUAAGCUCAGGUAUUCCUCUAGUGCUGGUCAGUCUUCCUUAACGGUACGACAACCAGUGAAAGGAGGGUCAUGCACAAAUUCUCUGUUAACACCAAGACAGCCAGUGAAAGCCUCCAGCUACACAAAUCCUGUUGGAGUUCGAAAGCCACAGUCUUCUACUUAUAGUCCAGGGUCUUCCAAUAGCAGUUCUUCUGCUACCAGAAGUAAUAUGGUCACGAUAGCCAAAAACUCGCCCAUCAAAGUACGGACAUCUGUAGGAGGAACUUCUGCUCCUAAGAGCAAGCUGACACCCCCAUCCAAGAGAGUUCCUCAGUCGGCAAAAACCAGUCAGACAACUGCUGAUGAUUCUUGGAAGGAUGGAUGUUACUGAAGCAACCCAAAGAUGCUGAUGCACUGCCAAACAUCUGUGUUGAAGAACCCCAGCUGGCUGGGCAUAAGAAUACUCUAAAAUAUGCUUCUUUCCAGAUCCAUUGCAUGGGACUGACUUAUACAUUCCCCAGCCCCCUCCCUUCAUCUCUAGAAUGCAGACUUUGUUCUUGACUUCAUUUAAUUUGUCAAGAGCUUGGCCUCUUAAUGAUAGAAAUGGACAAUUUUUGUGUACUGUAUCCCUGAACUCUGAAAAACUGCAGAAGCUUGAGUAGCCUUUGCAUCUUUAAUAUAGAUUUCUACCUACAGCCUAUUGUUGGAAGUGACAUUGACUGCGAUCCACUAUGACAUGUUCACAUGGAAACUUGCUUAAAAGGCCACAAGUUGUUGUGUUUGUGCCAGCAAGAAGCUUCAACCUAUUGUUUGUUGCUCUUAGCAGGGGGUGGAGAGUAUAGAAAUAGCUGUAUAGGUGUUAGAAGGUUUUGGGGUUUUUUUAAUGCACCUGGUGUCAUCUAAUCUAGUUGAUCUGAAGCUCAGAAUUUUUUUUAUACUUAUUCCUGUAUAAAAUGUAUUUCUUCUGCUACUUUUUAUUAAUGUUUCUCUAGAAGUCAAAGGCAGCUUUUAUAACUAUCAGUAGUACACUUCAGACAUGUUUGUAUCAAAGUGUGUGCAUCACAGUAGUAUCAGUUCACAAAUGAAGGAGUAAUACACAAUAUUUGUGUGGGUUUCUGAACAGGCCAUCAUAAUACAGUGGGUGCUACUUAAACUGAUAGUUAUCACAUUGCUAAGUUAUCUAAGUUGAGAAAAUACCAGCAAGCUUAACUUCUUGCAGAUGGUAAUGUCCUGUCUUUGGCACCCACUGUAUGUUAGAGAGACUAAUUUUACUUUAAGUGUUUCUCUUCAUAAUAUACACUUUGCCCCAUUUCCUGUUGGUAACAAUUACCCUUCAUUGGGUUUUGUAUGAAACUUUUUCUAAUUGCCUUUUUCAUAUGAAGGAAUUGGUAAAAUCGUCCCCCAUCUUCAGCAAGAGGCUGUUGAUUCAAAUGGAGUCCAUAAAAUAUGCACUGAUUUGAGCUCAGCAAUGUUUUCCCUGCCAUUAAUGUGAUUUGAUAGUGUAGCUUAAUAAAAUGUUAAGGUGCUGAAAAGUAGAUCUGCCUUAAUAGCAAA
Molecule: messenger RNA, 3248 nt
Organism: Gavialis gangeticus (Gharial)
Lineage: Eukaryota; Metazoa; Chordata; Crocodylia; Gavialidae
Product: SLAIN motif-containing protein-like
Exons: 9
Coding region: 88-2085 (665 amino acids)
Biological process (GO): microtubule nucleation; positive regulation of microtubule polymerization; cytoplasmic microtubule organization
Cellular component (GO): microtubule plus-end
Source: RefSeq, a predicted model, not a curated record